Molecule: messenger RNA, 1944 nt
Organism: Penaeus vannamei (Pacific white shrimp)
Lineage: Eukaryota; Metazoa; Arthropoda; Malacostraca; Decapoda; Penaeidae
Source: RefSeq, a predicted model, not a curated record
AAGGGCGAGCGCUCUAUAACCUGGGCAAUGUGUACCAUGCACAAGGGAAGCACCUAGGCCGCAUUGGGCCCCAAGAGCCGGGUGGAUUCAGCGAUGAAGUCAAACACUGUCUUCAGAAGGCUGUGGAAUAUUAUGCUGCCAACCUUCGGCUGAUGGAGGAACUGUCUGACCGCUCAGCGCAGGGGAGGGCCUGUGGUAACCUGGGGAACACUCACUACCUCCUGGGAAACUUCACUCAGGCAAUUGGAUAUCAUAAUGAGAGAUUAACAAUCGCGAAAGAGUUUGGAGACAAGGCAGCGGAGAGGAGAGCGCACAGUAACCUAGGAAAUGCUCACAUAUUUCUUGGGGAGUUUGAGACUGCAGCGGAACAUUACAAAAAAACCUUACAACUCGCCCAAGAGCUUAGUGACCGCGCCGUGGAAGCCCAGGCCUGUUACUCCUUAGGCAAUACAUAUACGUUAUUACGUGACUAUCCCAUGGCGAUUCAUUACCACCUGCGGCACCUGGCCAUCGCACAGGAAUUAAACGACAAAGUUGGAGAAGGACGAGCCUGUUGGAGUUUAGGGAAUGCAUACUCAGCGACUAAUGCCCAUGAGAAAGCACUUCAGUAUGCCAAUAGACACUUAGACAUAUCCAAAGAGAUUGGGGACAAAACAGGCCAGGCAGCAGCACAGAUGAACCUCUCAGACAUUAGGAAGGUUUUGGGGCUUCCUCCAACAACCAAUGACACGUCAGAGUCGGCGGAUGAUGCUAAGUCGCGCACACGUAGGAAGUCCAUGGAGAACAUGGAUCUCCUGAAGAUGACGCCGGAUGCCAAAGGCGUCCUUCGGAAAUACCAGAGCGAAGACGCUGGUAUUGGCUCCCUGUCCUCAGAUGACUCUCACCCUGUUAAUGGUCCUUCCUACACAGCUAGUCCCCAUGCUGAUAAAAAUACAUCAGUGAAUGAGGAGUCGAGCAUGGAUGAAGACAGUUUCUUUGAGCUCCUCUCCAGGUUCCAGAGCAAGCGCAUGGACGACCAGAGGUGCACGCUCUCCAUCGACAGCAACAAGGAGAAUCAGCCGGAGCAAGUGCAGCAGCCGGUUGCGCCCCGGAGGGAGGGUGGGUCGGUGUCAUCCACGGGCUCCACCAACGGCACAACAACUCCCUCCGAUAGUGGUGCAAAUAACUGUGGUGUGCUGGAAGAGCUGAUGGAGAGUAUUGCGGGAAUGCAGAGCCGGCGGAUGGAUGAGCAGAGAGCUUCGUUACCGCAGCUCCCUGGCUUGAACAACCAGCAUGCCAUUCUGCAGCGCCUGUCUGUUGCGGCCAGUGAUUCCACCCCAUUGCCUGAUGACAACUUCUUCGACAUGCUGAUGAGAUGUCAGGGUUCGCGCAUCGAGGACCAGCGCAGCUCCCUUCCGAACGAGGGUCAUCUCACCCACUCAGCCCCCACUGUGCCUGAUGAUGACUUCUUCUCCCUCAUCAUGCGAUUCCAGUCAGGUCGGUUGGAGGAUCAGCGGUCCACAAUGCCCCUGGAGGCCACGCGCAACAGCACACACCCCACGGCAGACGAGGAGGAGGCCCCAGCCAAUGGCCAGAGCACAGGGGCCAAGGAUGGCUUAGUCAGUAGACUGGUCAAAGGCAGAAAGUGAGAGGAGCUUCUAGAUAAUGGGAAUACAGUAUUUUUUAGGUAUUUUUGACAACCUGUAUGAAUUCAGAAGGAGUAUUUGAGCACAUGAUUUCUCUCUGUGGUGUGCUUGGGUCAGUCAUAUUUACCUGACGUAUUUAUGUGUAAUGUUAAAUACUUAUGAAGAGUUGAAUUCUAUUAUAUCAAGGAUAAAUGUAGAAUAAAUGAAUCUGGUAAAGUAUGAUUAUCAUCAUGUUUACAUGGAAAGAUUGAUGAUUAUUAAAUGUAAGAUAAGAGUGUUAUCUAACCUAGAUGAAGAUUAAAGUUUUCCAAAACCCAAA